This is a messenger RNA of Cicer arietinum (chickpea), 1917 nucleotides long. Its product is annotated as protein HIGH CHLOROPHYLL FLUORESCENCE PHENOTYPE 173, chloroplastic. Lineage: Eukaryota; Viridiplantae; Streptophyta; Magnoliopsida; Fabales; Fabaceae. The record is from RefSeq and is a predicted model, not a curated record.
AGCAUAGUUAACAGCAUUGCUUACUCUAAAAUCAAUACUUUUCAACGGAAGAAUAAGCAUAAGCAUAAAUUACUUACUAGAGCUUCUGCUCCUAAUAACGACGAUGAAAAAGCACAACAAUCUGUGUCGCUUAGUCUGGAAGACGUGAAUCCUGUGGGACUGGGUCGAAGAUCACGACAGUUAUUCGAUGAGGUUUGGAGAAAAUUCUCCGAGUUGGGUCAGAUCUCUAGGACAAUCCGCACCGACGAUGAUAAGGAAGCAUUUCUCGGGCCUAUGUGCGAGUUCGCAAUCCCUGGCGCUCAGAAUACUACUGUCUUGGUUGUUGGUGCCACCAGUCGCAUUGGCCGCAUUCUUGUUCGUAAGCUCAUGCUCAGGGGUUACGCCGUUAAGGCUUUGGUAAGGAAGGCAGAUGAAGAGGUGGUGGAGGUGCUUCCAAGGUCUGUAGAGAUAGUGAUUGGGGAUGUUGGUGAUCCCACCACAGUCAAGUCUGCUGUACAAGGCUGCAACAAGAUUAUAUAUUGUGCCACUGCACGCUCUUCUAUUACUGCUGAUCUCUUCAGGGUUGAUCAUCAAGGAGUUUAUAACCUAUCUAAAGCAUUUCAGGAUCACAAUAAUAAAUUGGCUCAGUUGCGGGCUGGUAAAAGCAGCAAAAGCAAGCUCAUGAUUGCUAAAUUCAAAACUGCAUCUUCACUGGAUGGAUGGGAAGUUCGCCAAGGAACUUACUUCCAAGAUGUUGUUACCACUAAAUAUGAUGGAGGGAUGGAUGCCAAAUUUGAGUUCACUGAGAAUGAAGAUGCUGUUUUCUCAGGGUAUGUCUUCAAUAGAGGUGGCUAUGUAGAACUAUCAAAAAAGCUUUCUCUACCUUUGGGUUGUACUCUUGACAGGUAUGAGGGUCUGGUUCUCUCUGUUGGUGGCAAUGGAAGAUCUUAUGUACUGAUUCUAGAAGCGGGUCCUUCAGGAGACCCAAGUCAGAGUAGAUUGUAUUUUGCAAGAAUUAGUACAAAAGUUGGAUUUUGUAGGGUUAGGGUGCCUUUUUCAUCAUUCCGCCCUGUGAAACCAGAUCAUCCAGUUUUAGACCCUUUUCUUGUACAUACAUUAACAAUACGGUUUGAGCCUAGAAAACAGAGGACUAUUGAAGUAAAUGCAAGAAAGAACCAGGAUUUGAGAAGCUUUCAGCUCAUAUUGGAAUAUGUAAAAGCCUUGCCAACUGGACAAGAAACCGAUUUUGUCUUAGUUUCAUGUUCUGGCCUAGGAAUUGAGCCUUCCAGGCGAGAGCAAGUUCUUAAAGCCAAGAGGGCUGGUGAAGAUUCCUUGAGAAGAUCUGGCCUUGGAUACACAAUAGUUCGUCCAGGUCCAUUGCAGGAAGAACCUGGUGGGCAGCGCGCUCUAAUAUUUGAUCAAGGAAACAGAAUAUCUCGGGGCAUCAGCUGUGCUGAUGUGGCUGAUAUAUGUGUGAAGGCACUACAUGAUACAACUGCAAGAAACAAAAGUUUUGAUGUAUGUUACGAGUAUGUUGCUGAUGAUGGGAUGGAGCUUUAUGAGUUGGUUGCUCACUUGCCUGACAAAGCAAAUAACUACCUGACACCGGCUCUCUCUGUCUUAGAGAAAAAUACCUGAACAUCCCUGAUUGAGACCAUUAGCUACUCCAAUCUCAAAUAUAAACAAAAGUAUAGUUAAAAAAGUUAUAUAUUUAGUUCUAAAUUUGUCCUAGAUACAUUAAUUUUCUUUCGCUCUACUUUCGUAUAUAUUUGAGAUUGGAAGGAUUACCUCUUAAAAGUAAGGUUCCAUAAAUUGCUUCUUCUACUUCUGCAUAGCUGCAUCGAAUGGAAUGUAAUUAUUAUUAUUUUUUUUCUGUAUAUACUCACAGGCGACCUAAAAUUUACAGCUGAUAAAUUAUAGAAAUUGAAAAAUUCAUCA